Messenger RNA from Ostreococcus lucimarinus CCE9901, 1245 nucleotides. RefSeq lists its product with no specific name. Bases 1 to 1245 code for a protein of 414 amino acids. Gene Ontology annotation, cellular component: cytoplasm. NCBI's taxonomy places the organism in Eukaryota, Viridiplantae, Chlorophyta, Mamiellophyceae, Mamiellales, Bathycoccaceae. The record is from RefSeq and is a predicted model, not a curated record. The transcript has a single exon. Gene Ontology annotation, molecular function: cysteine synthase activity.
AUGGUGGCGUGCGUCGCGCUCGCCGUCGUCGUCGUCGCGAGGGCGUCGGCGCCGGUGCGCGGCGACGAAAGCGCCGCGAGGAAAGUGCGCCGUGGCGAACGCGCGACGAAGGACGACGCCGACGACGCGCGCGCGCAGUCAAACCGACGCGCGAACGUGCUGAGCGCGAUCGGAAACACGCCUGUGAUGCGCGUGGAGUCGUUGUCGCGCUUGACGCGAUGCGACAUCUACGUCAAGUGCGAGUUUCUCAAUCCCGGCGGCUCGGUGAAGGACCGCGUGGCUCUGCGAAUCGUCGAGGACGCCUUAGCCAGUGGCGCGCUGCGACGAGGAGGGUUGUGCACCGAAGGUACCGCGGGGAGCACGGGAGUAUCGCUCGCCAUGGUGUGCAAAGCGAUGGGGGUGGAAUGUUUCGUCGCCAUGCCGGACGACGCCGCGAAGGAGAAAUCGGCGCUCGUCGAGGCGUACGGCGCUCGGGUGGAGCGCGUGCGACCGGUGUCGAUCGCAAAUCGUGGACACUUUGUCAAUGUGGCCAGACGCGAGGCUGAGCGCGCACGCGCGCGCGACGGCGUGGGCGGAGGGUACUUUGCAGAUCAGUUUGAGAAUUUAGCGAACUUUCGCGCGCACGCCGACGGCACGGGAGUGGAAAUAUUUUCUGAAAUCGGCGCCGAACUCGACGCCUUUGUGUGCGCGUGCGGUACCGGGGGCACGCUCGCGGGUGUGGGGGUGGCGCUGAAGGAACGGAAGCCGUCUGUCAAGCUCUUUCUCGCGGAUCCGCAAGGAAGCGGGUUGUUUAAUCGCGUCUCGCGCGGCGUCAUGUAUACGAAAGAAGAGGCGGAGGGAAAGCGCUUGAAGAACCCGUUCGAUACCGUGACGGAAGGUGUGGGAAUCAAUCGCAUCACGGAGAAUUUCAAAGUUUUGCUCGAUCGUCCGGGAAUGCUCACGGGCGCCGUGAAGGUGAGCGACGCCGAGGCUGUCGCGAUGAGCCGCUUCGUCGCGAGGCACGACGGGCUCUUCAUCGGAAGCUCAAGCGCCGUCAAUCUCGUUUCUGCGGUGCGCGUGGCGCAAUCGCUCGGACCAGGACAUUGCAUUUGCACGAUCGCGUGUGACAGCGGACUGCGUCACAUGACGAAAUUCUGGGACGACGAAUAUCUCGCCAAGAUCGAUUUGACGUCUCACGAUGUCGCGUCGGCUGAUUCCUUAUCGUUUCUCGACGACGACACGGUGGUGACUGCGGCGCGUUGUUAG